AUGUCAUUGGAAGCAUACGUAACACUGGAGAUUCCCCAGGGAACCCCGGAUCCCGACGAAUGGGACCAAAUAGUUAGGGAGCAGGAGAACCUUCUGUCCUUAGUGAGUUUCCCUCCCAACCGUUCUCAUUCUAUUCUUUUCCGUUUCUUUUCAGUCUUUCCAACAGUACAAUUUUAUAAUCAGUCCGGACGGAGAGAGAACGAGAGUUGGCGGCGAGCUCGAGGAUCCGUUCUACGAAUCCACUCUCAAGGUAAUCGCUCUUAGGUCUCAAGGUAAUCGCUCUUUUUUUGAAGCGUUUGUCAUGAGUCUGAAACUGAAAUAUCCGAGUUUCAACCGUGAUUUCGCAAAAAAUUGUUUCGCAAUACCUUGCUCACUCUUAUAUUUCUAAUAGUAAGUAACACGUCCACUGGAAGACGCGAGUAAUGAGGGCCAUAGAAAGAAUGGGAAAUAAUCCCAAAUCCGGGUUACGGUAGUACGGUAAAUCAAUUUUUCCAAAAAAAAAAUCGAGGAAUGCUGAACAUUUUUGGAAAGAUAUUACAAGAUAAUUGCAGAUUUAGGUUGGGAACUUGAAAAAGAUAGUUAAUAGUUAAAAAACGAAGAGACCUGUUCUCAGGUUGAAGCCAUAUAUGUAAUGAACAAGGACAUAUUAGCUGCUGCUCAGUUGUUCAUCGAUCGAACGAAGAGAUUUCAUCGCUUCGACCGCUGCAGUCUCGUCCUCAUCUGUCCCGAACUUUUCGAUAAAGAACUAAUGUUUGUUUGCAUUGCACUGCUCAAAAAGAAUGCUCGUUUCAGAUGUUCCCUGGGCGAAAUGAAAACCGACAAAAUCAUGUUCGGCAAUGUUAUCAACAAAACAUUUUAUAGCCACUGGGAAGUAUCAUUUGAUAACAGACGUCCCCUGAACAAUCUUUCGAGGGCAAGGGAAGACCCGAGAUUACACAAAAUAAAGACGACGUUCGACUUCGACAAAACCAUGCCGAUUACUGUGGACUAUUGGACGGUCGAAUCGUUCAACGAGAAAAGAAGCCCGAAAGGAGGAAGAUCCAAAAAAAUUGUGCAUCAUAAGCUGUUUGUGGAGGGAGACUCACUCCAGAGAAUAAUUGUGGAUCACCAAAAAGAUAACGGAAAAGGAGGGAUCAGCACACGAGUCUACCUGGUUCUGAGAACACCACCCAUCUUAAAGCGCGGAAUUCUGAACAGCCCGAGCGAAACCAAACCCGUAUACCACAGAAUUCUUCAAUUACGUUGGGGAAAAAGCGCAGAAAUGACUUCAAGUAAGAACGUUCUCACUGAAAAUCCCAUUCUGUGCAUCGAGUUCGAUGGCGUAAUCGUCUAUUCAAAACUCUACUCUCUUCUCUCGCGCCUCCGAUUCCGGUGGAAUGUACCCAUCGAGUUGGCGAAAAUUGAUAAUUACUCUAUACGCGACACCCACGGAGGCAUUAUCCCCGGCGACUGCAUUCUACUUGAGCGAGAUAAUAUGUCUCCAUAUCAUCGAUGGACCAAUGGUCGGAAUCCGGUUGAUGUAGAAGAAUGUAAUUUUCGCGAUUUUCUGGAACGGACGUUCCCCAAGCCGAAAAUGUCGAUGGAAGAAGUACAGGGCAAAGUAAGGAACAAGGCAGCCGAUGAAAACAACGAACGGAUGUUUACCUACGUUUACCUCAUAACUGCUCUCCUCUCCAGGUACGUCUUCAUCCGCCGCACACAAUCAUUCGAUGUUCAUUUCAGAGGCGCUGUUGUGAAAGAUCAAUUGCUUUUGCAUCGUGACGCCUGGAAUCAUUUCCUAUCAAUCAUUGAGAAACAUUCCAGGGACGACCAGAAGCGUUGGGUAACUGAAGUGUCCAUUUGCCCUCCGUAAUCGUUUGAUUUCAGUUGUGCGAGGCCGCAUUAGAGGACCUUCUGAACCACGUGGAUCUGCAACCCCGAGUCGGUUCAAUUAUUUCGGUUUUCGAACGGUUCUGCAAUGAACGCCGGAAAACUGGCAUCCAUAGCCAGAUGACGAACGAACAAUGGGACCAAGGAUUCCGAAAGGUCAGAAAGAUUGUGCUCACUCCGACGAGACGGUGCCCUGUCAUUCCUGAGAUUAUCAUGUCGAAUCGAGCGCUUUCCAAGUACGAUCACAACGGAACACGCAUCAUUCGGGUCACCUUCCGCGACGAUAAUAACCAACCAAUGCGCAGAAAUAAUCUGAAAAGACUUCUCAGGGAUUCUGUUCUUGGCCAUUUGUCCGCUGGUUUCACGAUUGCGCGCACGGAUUUCGGCUAUUUGGGAUCCUCGAACUCGCAAAUGAGAGACGGCGGAGGGUACUUCAUGGAGAGGUACAGCCGCAAAAUGAUAGACGCCUACCGGUAUGAGAACGGCAAGCACCCUCCUGUUCAUUACAAACCCAAGAUUCUGAUGACCCGGAAACAGUUGGGCAAAUUCGAGAAAACGGGCAGCAUUCCGAAGGCAAUGGCUCGUUUAGGACAAUGCUUCACUCAGGCUAUAGAGUGUCCUGGAUUGACGAUUGGAAGUGGAGACUACCGCCUCGUUCCAGACGUGGUCGGAGGCAAACAACCGAAAGCGGCCGGAAGUAGGACACCGAGGAAACCGUUCAUAUUCACCGAUGGAAUCGGAAUGAUAUCUGUCAAACUGGCGAGAAUUAUUUCGAAUGGUCUCAAGCUUCCGACCCGAUUCGCCCCUAGUGCAUUCCAAUAUCGGUUUCGAGGAAUGAAAGGAAUGCUCGUUGUCGACCCGAGUCUUGAUGAUUCGGCCGCUUACUUUAAAGAUUUAUACCGCAAAGGAAAACUUAUCCCAGACGUUUACAAAACAAACGAUGAGUUCAGGGAUCUGGCACCAUGGACUUACAAGAUUCUCUUCAGGGAGAGUCAAUUAAAGUGAGCAUUUCCAUGAUGAAACCUUUCAAAACCUUUUCCACUUUUGCAGAUUCUUGUCGAACGACGGCAAAAGUAAGGAAUGGCCGAUUGAAAUUGUGAAGUGGUCGACGCCGACGCCCCUGACUCUGAACCGCCCGUUCAUCUCCAUCCUCGAUCACGUUUCAUCGAAGCAAUCCCUCGAGUGCCACAAGAGAAUUUGUGGCCGAGUCGAAGAAUUGCUGGAUCUCCAACUCGCUUCGUUCACCAAAUCGAUUAUCAACGAAGAGAGUUGUCGGUCGAAACUAGAGGAGAUGCCCCGUCGCGUGAACUUCCGAUACCUACAAGAUGAACUGAUGAGCAUGUCGACGGAACCGUUCUUCCGUUCGCUUAUCAAGGCCUCAGUAGACGCGGGCAUGGGUUAGUCACGUUCAGUUUCAGAGCACAUUUAUCUGAAUAUUUUCAGUCAAACUGCUCCAAAAAAUUCAAAUUCAAGUACCACCAGACUUAGGACGGACAAUGUUCGGAGUGACCGACGAGACGGGACAGUUACAGUAUGGACAGGUGUUCUUCCAGUAUACGAACAACGUCAAUAUGAAGACUCCGUCGAAGACGACAGCGAAAACGAUUUAUAAAGGUUUGAUUACGAAGCUUUUCCUGGGUAUUUGAAUGCCAAUCUUUUCAGGUCAGGUUUUGAUUACAAAGUUCCCGGCAGUAGUGGCCGGAGAUGUACGACUGUUCGAAGCAGUCGAUAUUCCCGAACUGCAUCACCUCGAGAACGUCGUUGUUUUUCCGCAAAACGGACCCCGCCCUCAUCCGGAUGAGAUGGCGGGCUCCGACUUGGAUGGCGAUGAGUACGCCGUCGUCUGGGACCCGCUGCUCUUUUUUGAGCACAAUGAAGAGGCAUUCAAGUAUUGCUCGGCGAAACCGGAGCAGGCGUUCAACGAAGAAGACAUGGACGCGAAGAUGCACGAGUUCUUCACCGAUUACAUGGAACAAGACGGCGUCGGGCACAUUUUCAUUAACCAUUUAUACCAAGCCGACCAAUUUGGAUUGGAAUCGGAGGUUUGCGACAGGCUUGCACAAAAGAGUUCGAUGGCCUUAGACUAUGCGAAAUCUGGAGUCGCCCCAGAACCAUUGACCACGAUGUGGACGCACAAUAGAGAUACGGGAGAGUACGAUCCGCCGGAGAAGUCGGAAAGAGUUCCUGAUUUCGCGUUGGGUCACAAUCGUUUCACCUUCCAACCAAUGUACAUCUCCUCGCGUCUUCUGGGAUCUCUCAGCCGUGAGCUGAGGUCAAUUAAUGAUGUAAUCGUGGCGUCGGUGCAAAAGCCACUCGAGGUGAUCGCCGACGUUUUGAUGGACACGCCCUUGUGGAGACGUUACGAGAUUCUGGCCGCGGAGCAGAUGAAACAGUAUAACGCCCGUCUUCGUUCGAUUAUGGAUCAGUAUGGCAUUCGAACGGAGGCGGAGAUCUUCUCGGGAUGCUUCCGCGAAAUACGCAAUCGCAUCACGGAUCGCGAUCAAGACGACAUGAGCAUGUUCAAUACGGAGCACAUAAUUGAGCAGCAGAUGACCGAUCUGUUCAGAAAAUUCCGCGAGGAAUUCUUCGAAGAAUUCAAAGUUAACCCGGAUAGUAAAGGAUACUUGAAAUGGACGGAACCAGAGAACGAAAGAUAUGAAAAUACACAAACGGACGUACUGAGAAGAGUAUGCAAGAGGCCGACGGCAGAAAUGAUGCAAAAGGCCGUCGCCUAUUACAAUGUUUGUUACGGUCAGUUCUUGUUCAGUCUAUGGCCUUUCAUUUCAAUGACAUUUUUUAGAUUCUGCCGCGAAUGGCACCGAUAGAAAACUAUCCUUUGGAUGGAUAGCUUACGAUAUUCUGAAAGUCGUGAGAAGAGAAAACUACAUGAAGUCAGACACUAUAGAAGAAAGACGACACCCGCAUUUCCAAGCGAUCUUAGAACACAGACACAUUUUCAUUAAAGAUAACGAGCAGCAGAUGAAACAGUUUCUACGCCAACUUCGGAAGCUUACCGAAGAUGAACGAGAGAACGAGGCGAAGGAUAUAAUAGUUCGGUACCUGAGAGUCUAUCCGGGACUCGAGAAGUCCCUCUUCGUCAUUCUUUCUUGGGCGAAUGAGACGAGUCUGUUGAAAAGUGAGCAAUUACUUUUAUAUUUUAUCAAACCCCACAAGUUUUCAGAUUCUGGUGCAGAUCCUCCUCUAAAAUGGUAUCACGUGGUAGGAAUUGCCAUCCUACUGGCAGCCAGACAUUUCGGGUCGCUGGCUGAGACGGAUCCGAGAAACUAUGAUCAAGCAAUUAUACAAAUAGUGAGUUGGAACCUUUAGAAUCGCUCUACUACUGUUCGAUUUCAGCUCGACCCGAAAACAUCGGAGAACGACAAAGUCUGUCCACUUGCCGACACCGAAGUGGAUCGUCUGACCGUGACGUUCUUCCGAUUCCUCUCCACUCGUCACUUCCGACGCCUUCCUUCUCUCAACUUUCUUCCGAUCGGACUCUCUUCCGUUUUCCUGAGGGGAGAAUGGAUUCCUUAUCACAAAACGUCCAUUAAGACCUACUACAACCUCCUUCUGAACAUGCGAUUCGAGGAGUUGCCCACCUCGAAAGAAUCGAUCACCACAAGGAAAAGUGUACAGAGAGAGGGCCAGCCGUUCAUUGUCGAGUUGCCGAAGGGCACCGAUAUUGAAUACAUUCUGGCGCAGGUGAAGAGCAAGUGUGCGGAUGUCGUGGCGAGAGUCGAUUCGAGCACAAAGCACGUCGGUACGUCGAACCGAUUCGGACGGUCGCUCAAGCUACUUUCAGAUCGACUGCUCGUUUCAUCUCGUGGCACCGUGGAGCAACUUCAGACGCUCCGAGAGUUUAUGGCGGUGAAGGUGAGUCAUCGCAGGAAAGAGAAUCUUUUAAAUGAGCAAUUGCAGCUGCCCCGGUUCUUGUGGCAAAUGGACAUAAACACUUCGAAACAGUUGGCAGCACUGUGCUACUUCCAGAUAACCGAGCAUGAGUUCGACGCCCCACUGAAAUUACCAGUUAAAAAAGGUGUAUACGACGAGAAUACACCUCCAGAGAAUACAAACUUUAUUUAGAAAAUGAGCUGGUCACAAUACUCACUUGCCUUUUUUACUGUGUAUCACCUAGAUCACUUAGAAAUGUUCCCUUCUUCACUUUAUGCUCAUAAACACAUUUGUUGCCCAGCACUGAAUUUCGAAUUCUUUCUGACACACUCACCAGCCGCCUACAUAUAUAAUAAAAACAAUAAUAGGCCAUAAAGCAUAAUUCGAUUUCUGUAUAUAAAGGAGCAUGGGCCCUGGUCGCUGAAAGAGACGACUGUACGAAAUGAAGUGCCUCUGCUGUGUGCUCACUCUCGUCCUCCUGCUCGCCAUCAUAAUUCCGCUUCUGCUCUUCAUCGGACUCUAUCAGCCACGUGCUUCACUCAAGAAUCCACGUCAGGUAUUCGCGUCCCACGCUAUUCCGAUUUAGAUAUUAUCCAUUCGUCGGCCUUUAAAUUUAGCAAAAUUAAUUCAAAAAUGUACAAUUUGCUUUUUCUCUUUAAAAAUGCGUCUGAUUUCAACUUUUUUGCCCAAAGAAUGAAACAUCGUGGCCAACCGUAUUCUCCUCAAAUUUAAAGGCGCAGGCCUAUAGGGCGUGUAGAUAGCAUGAAAACCUUUGCUCCGUGCGAGACCCGCCUUCUAGAAAGGCGUCAUGAAUUCAUUUUGUGUGUUCCUUUUUAAAUAUCUUUUCAGUCUUAUACGUCAACCGUUCCGUCGGUUACCACAUCUUACAUCGAAUCACUCAUCGAAACAAAGAACGAAACCAUUAGUCAUGGCACCCAGAAACCAUUGGAAGACGAGGAAGAGGAGCAUCCGGAGGGAGCAUUCCAUGGAAACGAAACCGAACCGAUGAACGUGGAAAAGACGGAGCAGAGUCAGAUGUUCGAAGUGGAGGAAGAGGAGGAGAUUGUGGUCAAGAAGAAGACAUCGAAAGAUAAACACUGA
Messenger RNA from Caenorhabditis sp. 36 PRJEB53466, 6861 nucleotides. The record is from the annotation of a GenBank genome assembly. NCBI's taxonomy places the organism in Eukaryota, Metazoa, Nematoda, Chromadorea, Rhabditida, Rhabditidae.